Molecule: messenger RNA, 1011 nt
Organism: Daktulosphaira vitifoliae (grape phylloxera)
Lineage: Eukaryota; Metazoa; Arthropoda; Insecta; Hemiptera; Phylloxeridae
Exons: 2
Coding region: 72-890 (272 amino acids)
Source: RefSeq, a predicted model, not a curated record
AUAAACAGUAAUAUAUUUACUAGUAUUUUGAAUAAAAUUCUUAGAUUUAUAUUUAAUCAUUAUAUUAUUCUAUGUAUGUAAUUGAACAUUUAUGUUUUUGGGUCAUAAAAAAAGAAAAAAUACCAUCAGAACUUGUGUCAUCAAAAUAUCUAGCUGUGAAUGAAUACAACUUCAAAAUAAAAUUAUUAAUUGUACACCUUAUGGUUCGAUGUAAGUAUUUAGAAAUAAUUAGAAAAUUCUUUUAUCUUGCAUUAAGUUUGACAAAUGAAUAUCAAAAAGAACAAGUUAGUUUAGGUUUUGGAGAUAAUAACAAAAAACACAACCUUUCGGAAGAUUUAAAUGUAGACGAUUACGCUAUUGAUGACCAGUAUGAAGAAUCUAUAACGGAUGUAGAAAACUAUUUCAACGAUGUUGAAAUUUGCUUUAUACAGAAUGAAAAUUUACAAAAUAUUAAUGCAAGCAUUUGUGAUAUUAAAAAUUUACUCAUAGAAAAAAUAAUAGCUUUUAAAAAUGUGUUAGCUAAUAUGAUAAACGUUGUUCGAUCUUUAAAUAUUUUAGCUGAAGAUGAUUUGUUCUUGCAAAAUAUGUCAAAACGUUUUUUAAAAGAGCUAGUAAAGCAAUAUACUAUGGAACCUGUCGAUGCUGAUCAUAUUAGUAUAUCUGAGCUAACAAAAUGGAUUAAAACAUUUAAUAGAAAUACAUAUAAUGAAGGUAUGGGUAAUGUUUGUACUUUUGUUAAAUGUAAAAAUAACAGAUUAAAAUCUGAAUAUAAUAAAAAAAAACGUUUAAAUCCUAACAUAAUGAGUUAUGCUUCAUUUAUUGGUUCGAAAAUUGACGAAUUAUUUGAAAUCACAUUAUUAUAUUUUAUAACUCCUUUUCAUAUAAAUUAAUUUUAUUUAAUAUAAUUCUCAUUUUGCUCACUUAAUAUUACAUUUCUAUUAAUGAUUAUUGUAAUUAUUUUUAAUUAAAAAUAAGCUAGUUAAUAAUGUUAAUAAUUCUACCAAAUAAAGA